CUGAUGCAAUUCCUGCGUUAUGCAACUCCUCUUAUUUGCGAGGAACUCGAUAAGAAUAGCAAAAGUCAUGCCUUUGAUGGCUACGAUGUUAACUGGGAAGAAAAAGCGGAAGCCAUCGAAUGUCUUCAUACAUUAAGUUAUGCAGAAGUAAAUGAUAAGGUAAAACUACAAUGUACAGAUCUAUCAUGGAAUGCAAUAGGAUCAGUUAUUGCUGUUGCCUACGGGAAACUGGACCAUCAAGAUUGGUGUACCGAUAAGUCCGUCCUUUGUACCUGGAAUAUUGAUCGACACAAUAUAAUUUCAAGCAAGCCUGAUACUGUUAUUGAAGUCUCAUGUUGUUUGACAUCAAUCGAUUUUCAUCCUGAAAGAAUCUCUAUGAUAGCCGGAGGCGUAUUUAACGGAGAGGUGCAAGUCUGGGAUAUCAGUCGUGAAGAUGAAAUGUUGAUAGCAAGAUCGGGAAUUAGUGAUGAUUCUCAUCAAGAGCCUGUGACAAGUAUAAAAUGGAUCAAUGAUCCUAACAUUAAGAGCAAAGCCUUGCAGUUAAUGAGUUCUGCAACGGAUGGAAAAAUAUUUGUAUGGCAAAUUAAUAUGCAAAAUCAGGAUUUUAAGCUAACGAAAGGUUUUGUGGUCGUGACUGAUAAUAUUCCGAAGAGUUUACGAAUUAGCAAAGCCAAAGAUAAUGCUGAAAUUGGCGUUACUGGGUUUUCAUUUUCCAAUGAAGACAAAUCAUUAUUUGUCAUUGGCUGUGAAAGCGGAAAUGUUUUCAAAUGUUCAUUAAAUUCUGAGAGAAAUGCAGUAACUGGACUCAAUAGUAUUCCACUAUUUUCACCAGUAACCUUCGCAUUUCACUAUCAUGACGGCCCAGUUUAUUCGAUUGAAUGUUCUCCUUAUCAUAGAAACUUAUUUCUUACUUGUGGAAUGGAUACUAGUGCCCAUCUGUAUACAAUAUUACAGUCUAAACCAAUAUUAUCAUUUGAACCUGGCAAUGGAUUCAUGUUUAACAUUAAAUGGUCGCCAGUACGCCCCAUGGUCUUCGCUACAAGUACAGCGGAAGGGUCAUUACUCAUUUACGAUUUAGAGAUUAGCAAGAUCAAUCCCGUAAUAAACCUUGCCGUAAAUGAUAACAAGAGUCCAGUCUAUUCAUUACAAUUUAAUAAGCAAAGGCGACAAUUACUUGCAACUGGUGAUGGAAACGGAAAAAUUCAAAUCUGGCGUUUAAAUGAUGAACUGACUAAUCAAAAGACAAGAGAAACUCAUCAUUUAGCUGAACUAGCAGAAGUUGCUUUAGAAUAA
Molecule: messenger RNA, 1293 nt
Organism: Trichoplax adhaerens
Lineage: Eukaryota; Metazoa; Placozoa; Uniplacotomia; Trichoplacea; Trichoplacidae
Exons: 13
Biological process (GO): intraciliary transport
Cellular component (GO): ciliary plasm; cytoplasmic dynein complex
Molecular function (GO): dynein light chain binding; dynein heavy chain binding
Source: RefSeq, a predicted model, not a curated record